CACUGGCUGCGCUUCAUCGAGUGUUUGGUUGGUGUGUGCUUAUUGAGCUGCUGUGUUAACAUUCUUUCCUUUACUUUGGUUCCUUUAGUCCAGCUGGUCUGACACAACCGGACACAACGCAAACCUGAAGAUGGCUGCUUUAAGAAACAGGGUAUUUGUUAUCGGAGUGGGAAUGACGAAGUUUGAAAAACCUGGUGCAAGAGACAUUGAUUAUCCAGACAUGGCCAAAGAAGCAGGGCAGAGAGCGCUGGCUGAUGCUGGAAUCAAGUACAGUGCCGUCCAGCAAGCAUGUGUGGGCUACGUGUAUGGUGACUCGACGUGUGGCCAAAGGGCUAUUUAUCAUAGUCUGGGUCUGUCAGGAAUUCCCAUAAUUAACGUCAACAAUAACUGCUCUACCGGCUCCACUGCGCUGUUUAUGGGCCGUCAGCUCAUUCAGGGAGGUUUGGCCGACUGUGUCCUUGCCUUGGGCUUUGAGAAGAUGGAAAGAGGUUCAUUGUCCUCAAAGUACAUGGACAGAACCAACCCUAUGGACAAGCACAUGGAGGUAAUGAUUAACCGUUAUGGGUUGGCGGCAGCACCGGCUGCACCUCAGAUGUUUGGCAACGCUGGCAGAGAACACAUGGAGAAGUAUGGUACAAAACCAGAGCAUUUUGCCAAAGUUGCUUGGAAGAACCACAAACAUUCCACCAAUAACCCAUACUCUCAGUUCCGGGAUGAAUAUAGUCUGGAGCAGGUCAUUGACUCCAGGAAGGUUUUUGAGUUCCUCACACUCUUGCAGUGCUGCCCAACGUCAGAUGGAGCAGGCGCUGCAGUGCUGGCCAGUGAGUCAUUUGUAAGGAGGAAUGGACUAGAAAAAAAGGCGGUAGAGAUCGUAGCUCAAGAAAUGGUCACAGACCUCUCCACUACCUUUGAAGAAAACAGCUGUAUGAAAAUGGUUGGUUAUGACAUGACCCGUGUCGCAGCUGAGAGAUGUUAUGACACCGCAGGCGUGAAGCCAUCAGAUGUGGACGUGAUCGAGCUGCAUGACUGCUUCUCUGCCAAUGAGCUGAUCACCUAUGAAGCGCUGGGGCUCUGUCCUGAGGGUAAAGCUGGCGAGCUGAUUGAUCGGGGUGAUAACACAUAUGGUGGCAAAUGGGUGAUAAACCCCAGUGGAGGACUCAUCUCUAAAGGACACCCACUCGGAGCUACAGGUCUGGCUCAGUGUGCGGAGCUGUGUUGGCAGCUGAGGGCCGAGGCGGGGCCCCGACAGGUUCCCGGGGCAAAGCUCGCCCUGCAGCACAACAUUGGCCUCGGUGGAGCCGUGGUGGUUACUCUCUACAGGAUGGGAUUCCCUCAGGAAACAAGCUCUAGGAUAGCAGCGGUAUCCACCAGCGCCUCCAGUGACCGCUCAGGGUUCAAAGCUCACACCGUCUUCAAGGAGAUCGAGAAGAAGCUGCAGGAGGAGGGGGAAGCAUAUGUAAAGAAAAUUGGCGGUGUUUUCGCAUUCAAAGUGAAUGGUCCAGGUGGAAGUGAUGCAUUAUGGGUGGUGGAUGUGAAGAAUGGCAAGGGCUCUGUAUCCAGUGACGCAGGUAAAAAGGCAGACUGUACCAUUGCUAUGGCUGACGCAGAUCUGCUGGAUAUGAUGACAGGGCAGCUCAAUCCACAAACGGUACGUUCUGACAAUCUGUUUUUUACUGAUCUUUUACUAAACACCGAAACCUGAAUACUAUAUUUACUA
This is a messenger RNA of Danio aesculapii, 1717 nucleotides long. Its product is annotated as sterol carrier protein 2-like. NCBI's taxonomy places the organism in Eukaryota, Metazoa, Chordata, Actinopteri, Cypriniformes, Danionidae. Gene Ontology annotation, molecular function: acyltransferase activity, transferring groups other than amino-acyl groups. The record is from RefSeq and is a predicted model, not a curated record.